Penicillium oxalicum is the source of this 2010-nucleotide messenger RNA. Its product is annotated as magnesium transporter CorA family protein. Bases 1 to 2010 code for a protein of 669 amino acids. The record is from RefSeq and is a predicted model, not a curated record. NCBI's taxonomy places the organism in Eukaryota, Fungi, Ascomycota, Eurotiomycetes, Eurotiales, Aspergillaceae. Gene Ontology annotation, cellular component: plasma membrane. Gene Ontology annotation, molecular function: magnesium ion transmembrane transporter activity. The transcript has a single exon. Gene Ontology annotation, biological process: magnesium ion transmembrane transport; intracellular magnesium ion homeostasis.
AUGUCCAGCAGCCACCGCUCAGACAAGGAGGUGUAUCUGACUCGGUAUAGUACUCCGGCUCCCGAGCUCGACGACCAUCGUUUCCAGACGGAUCCUGUGAGUACACCUCGCAUUGAGGCACCGCAAGGUGAGCUUCUCAGCAGGCAGGAUACCGUGGCCCAUCAAGGUCCGAGAGGUGAACCUCUGCCCGAAAGACCCGAUCUGCUGCAGCCUCAGGAUGCCCUGCGUGACAAUAAUACGACUGUCUUCCGUGACUUUGAGCAAGCCAUCGUCGAUGACGAUCGUUCGGACGUCGAUGCCGUCGGAAUGGGACGACGCAUCAUGAUUGAUCCAACAUCCAAUUUCCAGACGCCUCGUCGGUUCAGUGGUCUUCCGCAGGAUCAUCCUGGGGGUGUCACGACCCGCAGUUCCUCUGUCUCGGCCCGCUCAUCGUCUCCACCCAACUCAGUCGACGCGUUCGCGGACCCCCGCCGUCGUGAACGCGCCAACACUUUGGAAAGUCAUGCGGCACCCGACCUGGAGGCUAUCCUGCAGCGGACCGUCUCGGGAGGAACUCACGCACGUCGUCCCACUUUCAGCAAUGCGAGUGUCAUUCGCCCUCAGCCUGGCGAUAUUUCGGUGUGUGCCCUCGAUGAGCCUGGCGUACAGAUCACCUUUGAGGAACCCGGUCGCAUUCCGGUCAUUGAUUAUGAGGAAUUGGAGGAAUUUGUCGCCCUGCAUCAGCAGAAAGAGGCUGCCCAUAUCUGUCGCCGUAAACACAGCGUGAGCUCGCAGAGCAAGAAACCGCGGAUCUUUUAUGAUCUGCGCCCCGGCGCCAAAAGCCCCCUCGGCGAUGGGCACAAGCUCUCCGAAUCGGCCAAUUCGUCGGAUACAUGUGGUGUGUGCGAUGAAGACGAGAAGCAAACCGCCAAGGUCCUGGAUGAGAAGGAACUGAUGGCGACUCUGCCCAAUGCGAACGAUCCUAUGCGCUUUGGGUUCUUCUCGUCUGAGUCUCAGACCACGGUGCACGCGGCGGAGCUGGGGGAUUUGGUUCUCCCCGGCGACAGUUUCCGCGACUUGUUCCAGUUGGGUCCAGAGGGUGGUGUAUGGUGGUUGGACGUGGUCAACCCCACUGAGGCGGAGCUGGGUGCCAUCUCCCGUGCGUUCUCCAUUCAUCCGCUGACCACGGAGGAUAUCUUGACGCAGGAAGCGCGUGAAAAGGUGGAACUCUUCAAACAGUACUAUUUUGUCUGUUUCCGCACCUUUUACCAAAUCGACAAGUCCAGCGACGACUUUUUGGAACCCGUCAACUUUUACAUGGUCGUCUUCCGCGAUGGGGUCCUGACUUUCUCCUUCUCGGAGAACCCCCACGCCUCGAAUGUGCGCAAGCGUAUCGGCAAGCUGCGCGACUAUGUCUCGCUCAGCAGUGACUGGAUUUGUUAUGCCAUGAUCGACGACAUUGUUGAUAGUUUCGGUCCCGUCAUCCGUGACAUUGAGCUCGAGUCCGAGGCCAUCGAAGAUCAUGUGUUCAUUGCGCGCGUGGACGACUUUGAGACCUUUCUGCCUCGGAUUGGCGGUCUCCGCAAGAAAGUCAUGAGUCUGAUGCGUCUUCUUGGGGGCAAAGCGGAUGUGAUUCGUGGUUUCUCGAAGCGCUGUAAUGAGCAGUACUCGGUAACUCCUCGCGGCGACAUUGGUCUCUACCUGGGUGAUAUUCAGGAUCACGUGGUGACCAUGAUGUCUAACUUGGCGCACUUUGAAAAGAUGCUCAGUCGGUCGCACACCAACUAUCUGGCCCAGCUGAAUGUCAACAAUAUCGUCAUGGGCAAUCGUGUCAACAAGGGGCUGAGUAAGAUCACUCUGAUCGCGACCAUCCUGGUUCCGAUGAAUCUGAUCUGCGGUCUGUUUGGUAUGAACGUCAAUGUUCCUGGCAAGGAUGAUGAUGGCCUCGCCUGGUUCUUUGGAAUCAUCGGAGUGAUGGCGGCGAUUGUGGUGAUCAGUAUGUGGUUGGCCCGAUGGCAGAAGCUUGUGUAG